Messenger RNA from Paramormyrops kingsleyae, 2892 nucleotides. RefSeq names its product spermatogenesis associated 4 (gene spata4). Gene Ontology annotation, molecular function: microtubule binding. The record is from RefSeq and is a predicted model, not a curated record. NCBI's taxonomy places the organism in Eukaryota, Metazoa, Chordata, Actinopteri, Osteoglossiformes, Mormyridae. Gene Ontology annotation, cellular component: axoneme. Gene Ontology annotation, biological process: regulation of cytoskeleton organization.
UUGUCCUCAGAAAAUUUACAAUUGACUAAAGUGGAAUUAAAAUAGGCCAUGACAUAAAUAAAUAUUAAUUAUUAAAAUAGCAAUAGGUACCCAUUUAAAGAUAUGACAGAAUGUCAUGGACAUUACUUUUUACCCUUUAGAUUAUUUAAAGUGUCGUUCUGUUUUUAAAUUUUCUUUUGUUUUUAUUAGUCAUGCUAAUUUAUGAAUUUGCGUAUCUUUAGACCCAUUUAAUCAGCGCUUAACUUUACGACGACUUACCACUUUACGCAGAAGGAGCUGUUACCAUGGAAUCAUAAACAAUGAAAGCACUUCGCUAGGCUUCCUUCCUUAUUGUCGCCUAAACUGCUAUUUUGAAGAGGUUGCGCUGAAACGGCGAUCGCUGUCAAUCGCCGCCGAAUUUCCCCUUAUAAAUUAUAUGAGAUUUUUUCCGUAGUUUUACCUCCCGCUGUGUUUACUAUGGCCUAUGCACACUCGCCUAACAGGGCAGGAGUGCCCAGGGAAGUCCUCAAGUGGCUGCAGAGCCUCGACUUAUCUUUUACCCCGAAAAAUAUCCGCAGAGACUUUUCCAAUGGUUACCUCGUGGCAGAGGUAUUCUCCUGCUACUACCCCUACGAUUUCCAAAACCAUUCCUAUGACAAUGGGGCCUCACUCCCCGCCAAAACAAGCAACUGGACUCAGAUCGAAAAGUCACUACAAAAACUGGGCAUCAGGCUGCCAAGGGACGUGAUUGAGGGGACCAUUCACUGUAAACCGAGAGCAGCUGAGAUUUUGAUCCAGGAGAUUUACGUUCUUCUGACAAACAGAAGAAUUAAAAGUUUCCAGGAUGCUGAAGCCGACUUCACUGACCGCAAUUACCAAGAGAUGCUACCUAUGGUUGCCCGAGCAACAGCCUCCAGGGCAAUUAAAAGCAACCUCCGUCUGAGUGAGGUGAUAGCUGAGCCCAGUAUCGAGAAAAACAGGCAAAAAGUUACGGCGAUCAUUCACAUGCAUCUGCAGCGGAGGCAGGCUGAAAAAGUGGAGAACCCAGGACGCUUCAACAUAAAGCCGACUCUGGGAGAGCUGGCUGUCAGGCUGCCGCCGCCAUCAGAUAGAGCAGAAGGUUCUCUUUCAGGUAGCAGUCAGCAGAUCCAGCAUUCCGAAGUACAGGCUGGAACCAGCCUCUGAGCUCCAAGAUCUAGGAAGAGCAUUAAAUAAGUUCUCCGGGACUGGAUAUAGGCACCACAACUGCAGCUUGGAAAACAUCUGGGUCAGAAUUCCUGGGCUGGGAUGCUGGUCGAAGAUAAAGACUCUAGAAAUAAAUUAAGACUGUUAAUGAGCUCCAAUCAAGGAUGUAGAUUUGGAUAUAGAGAUUAGAGACAUGUCCCUAACAAUACUGUGGAAGUAUGGUGUGUGUUUUGGGGGGGGGGGGGCUGGUGGCUGGUUUAGUUCACUGUGGAAACCAGACAUACACUCUUGACUCUAGCAUUUAAAAAAAUCAGGGCUGUGGUACUCAAGUAUAGACUUAAGUCCAAAUACAGCUGUGGAAAAAAAAAAUUAAGUUAUGGGUGUGCAUCUUUGAGCAAUAUGCUUUUUUGGUGUUUCUCUGUUUCUCAUGAAUGAAGGGCUUCUUUCUUGCUUUAUAGGACUUCAGUCCGGCUUCUAGGAGUCUGGUACAAACUGUCCUAGCAGUGCACCUCACACCACUUAAAGUUUCCUAUUCCACUUCAUGUCAUCCUGUGAUUCAUGAGAAACUGUCAGAUAAGUUGACAGUCAUCUCUGGCAUUACAAAGUCUCUUCCACCCUCUACCUGGCUGGUUUCUUGCCGUUCCCAGUGUCUCCUGCUUCACCUUAUUCUUGUGUGCUGCUGUCUUAGAAAUUUUGAACCUGGAAGCAACCUGCUGCUCAGCGUAGCUUCUGCCAGCAGAACCACGAUUAAAUUAGAAUUUGUAGAUUAAACAAAUGCAGAUUUGUUUAAAAAUAUAGAGUGGUCUCAUUUUUUUUCUACCGCUGUAUGAAUGGAUUCGGUCUUAUCACACACUCGUGAAAUUUUACUGGUCUUGAUUUGGACUCAAAUACUUCAGACUCAGAAAUCUAAGUCCAUAGCGUAUGUCUGCAGCCUCAAUGUUUUAUGACCAACAUCUCACACGCACCCAUGCAGUUAACUUGCAUCCAUAUCAUGUCAGCAAUUAUCCGGUUUGCAUACAUAAACCAUAAGGAGUUUCUGUGAAAGGCAUCCAGUGAAAAGAAGCACGUGGCAGAAUGAAAAUAUCGCAAAUCAGUGAUUAAUGAGAAAUUGGCGCGCAUUCCACUUUCUACCGACAUCUGGAAAGGAAACAUUACGACAAACAUGCACUGCAAGUGAACUCAGUUUGGCGAGACUAGCUAAGUGUCCAGCCAAAAUUUGUCUUACAUAGUAAAUUAGUGAUAGCUACCCAGCUAGCUUGGUGACAUCUUAUAAUAAUAAUUAUUGUCGUACUUUAUUAAGAGUGGUAGUGUGAUUGAUCUGCUGGGAGCAGGAAUCAAACCAACAAUUUUUUUGACACGAGACUCUUAACCCCUAUCAUGCAUAUUUAAGCCAUAAAAUGCUCACAGUAUUUGUGUUUUUUCAAAAACAAUGUCAUCUGCAUUCUUUCUCCUGAAACUAUAUGUUGUAGUUUGAAUACUCCCAGCCUUCAUAGAUAUCAAAUGCAAUGUGUUACGCAGUAGAUCUGCCACUGAACAUUGUUUGUGCAGUUUAUCUUUACCCAGUGUGUACUUUUAAGAAAAUUGCAAAACCUUUGUUAAAAGUUUGCUAAAUAAAAAAAUAGCCUCGUAUUGUUAUAUAUGCAAAUUCUUUGAUUCCCGAACCAGUUUUAAAUGUCUUCAGCUGGAUACAGUCAUGUUGCAAUGAACUUAAUAAUCACUACAGGAUGC